This is a messenger RNA of Manihot esculenta (cassava), 1580 nucleotides long. Its product is annotated as protein SLOW GREEN 1, chloroplastic. The transcript has 4 exons. Lineage: Eukaryota; Viridiplantae; Streptophyta; Magnoliopsida; Malpighiales; Euphorbiaceae. Gene Ontology annotation, molecular function: protein binding. The coding region runs from base 102 to 1160 and encodes 352 amino acids. The record is from RefSeq and is a predicted model, not a curated record.
ACCGGUAAACUGGUAAGGAAAAACUAAACCCCUAAACUCUGUUGAGGGUUUUGAGUUUGGAAAGGACUCUUCCAACCUUUUUCCGAUCGGCGUCAACCAAAAUGGGUUCAAUGACAACAUUUUCUCCUCUGUACUCUCAUUUACAUGUUUAUACCCCUAAAUUCCCAAACCAUAAUCUCCCCAUCUCUUCAAAGCCCCCAGUUCACAUACUACACCAACUCCGAUUUCACCGAGUAAAACUUCACAUUUCCUCUAAGCUCCCUUUAUCACCUUUUCCUCGUAUACCCAAUUCAAAUCUCUCAAAGGGAAAUGGAUUCCUGGCUAAAUUUUUAUGUGAGAAACUGCUUAUUUCAUUUGUUGGGGCAUUUGUUUUCAUGGGUUGUUUCGGUUAUAAUACUAAGCCGAGUUUGGCAAUACCUUGUCAAACGAGUGAAUCGAGUGCAAAUAUAGAGGAAAAGAAGGAUACCCAGGUGGGCAAAAGUGAAGAUGAGAUGUUUGAAGAAGUUUUGAAGAAGGAGCCAAAGAAUGUGGAGGCGUUGAAGGUGGUUGUGUAUGGGAUGAUAAGAAGAGGAAAGACCAAGGAAGCUUUGAAGUAUGUGGGCAGAUUGAUAGAUAUUGAUCCGGAGGAAGUAGAAUGGAGGCUUUUGGAGGCACUAUGUUAUGAGAUGCUGGGUCAAUUGAGUAAAGCUAAAAGUUUGUUCAAGGAAAUAUUGGAAGAGAGGCCUCUUCUUAUUAGAGCUUUGCACGGUCUGGCAAUGGUAAUGCACAAAAACUUUGAAGGUCCGACUGUCUUUGAGAUGCUGAAUAAGGCUCUGGAAGUUGCUCGUCGUGAAAAAAGAGUGACUGAGGAGAGAAACGUCAGAAUUCUAAUUGCACAAAUGCAUCUUGUGAAGGGGCAACUGGAUGAAGCCUUGAAAAAAUUUCAAGAUCUGGUUAAUGAGAAUCCUCGAGACUUUCGCCCUUAUCUUUGCCAGGGAAUAAUUUACAGUCUAUUGGAUAGAAAAAACGAAGCUGCAGAACGGUUUGAGACAUAUAAGAGUCUUGUGCCUGAAGAAUUUCCGCAGAGAGGAUUUCUUGAUGAUGUUGUAUUGGCAGCAAAAACCGAGUCUCAGGAACAGUUUCAGGAGGAGUUUGAAACUGAAUUCUCAUACAGGAAGUGAAGCAACAGCUUCUCUUACGUUGUACUGCACUGUUUAAUGUUUUUAGCUAGAAUGUUGCUUCCCAUUGUAAAUAUAAUUAGUGGGAUGGGAAACUUGUGAACCAAUUAGAGUGGGUAAGUUAAGAUCUCAAUCCUGCAGAUGAUUUCAGUACACGAGCCGAAGCUCAUUGGUCAGACUAUAAUUUUAAUAGCAACACGCAUCACAGUUUUAUGAAUACGAUUGACCAAGGGCUUGGGAUUGAUAAUCACGUUGAAGAUGAUGCAUAUCAGUGAUCUAUUGUAAUACUACGAUGCAAAUCAGAAUCCCUGGUUCCUAGUUGGGCUCUUUAGGAUGAGAACAGUACAAUUGGGAGUAAUGUUUUUAAGGGAUGUGUAUGAUGAUGAGUUAGUUCAAAUCCAUUGAAACAAGUUUUUUUUUUUU